CUUGUCUGUGGUUAGUUUCAACUCGUUCAUCGACGGAAGUGGACGGUUAGCUCAGUGAUUUCUUGUUUUAAACACGAUUUCAAAUAAAUUUGUGCAUACGAAUCGAAAAACAGCUCGCAUUAACGUGUGAUACAGGAAUCUCGGAUUUGAAGAUAUACUAAAUUAUUAAUAGUUGAAAUAGUAACAGUAAGCGUUUUUCUAGUCGAUAUGGAAAGAUCUUCAAAUUUGUUGGUUUCCAGCCCAAAUGUAAAGUAUACGGAUGAUUAUAUUUUCGCCGAUUAUGAUUAUGAAGAAACUCUGGUGACGAAGAAGGGCGACGAUCUGGUGGCAAAACCAUUUAAAACAUCGCUAUGCCUCCGCACUGGUCGCAAGGUGGGCAAACUGGGCAUCAUGUUGGUGGGAUGGGGCGGCAAUAACGGGUCCACAUUCACUGCAGCCGUGUUGGCCAAUAGACAUCAGCUGUCUUGGAACACAAAGAAUGGAACUAUGCAGUCUAAUUGGCUGGGAUCCAUCACUCAGGCAUCCACAGUCCGACUGGGCAUGGAUGAGAAGGGUCAUGAUGUAUAUGUGCCAAUGUCCCACUUAUUACCCAUGGUGCAUCCUGAUGACUUGGCGCUCGACGGUUGGGACAUCAGCCCUCUAAACCUGGCUGAGUCUAUGGUGCGAGCCAAGGUCAUAGACUACGACCUGCAGCAGAAGCUGAGGAAGGAGAUGGCCGCCAUGAAGCCGCGGCCCGCGAUAUAUGACCCUGACUUUAUUGCGGCUAACCAGGCAGACCGCGCGACCCACCUCAUCCGCGGCACGAAAUAUGAACAAUACCUCCAGAUCCGCGCCGACAUCAAGGACUUCAAGGAUCGCCAGAAGCUGGACAAAGUCAUCGUGCUGUGGACCGCCAACACCGAGAGGACAUCAAGGACCGCCAGAAGCUGGAUAAAGUCAUCGUGCUGUGGACCGCCAACACAUGAGCAGUACCUCCCGCUACGCGCCGACAUUAAGGACUUCAAGGACCGCCAGAAGCUGGACAAAGUCAUCGUGCUGUGGACCGCCAACACCGAGAGGGGGAGGAAAGACGAGCAGUACCUCCAGAUCCGCGCCGACAUCAAGGACUUCAAGGAUCGCCAGAAGCUGGACAAAGUCAUCGUGCUGUGGACCGCCAACACCGAGAGAUUCUGUGAGGUGAAGCCGGGAGUGCACGACACGUCGGACAACAUCGAGAAAGCCCUACGCAACAACGAGCCUGAAAUCUCACCAUCCACCAUCUUUGCACUCGCCGCCAUCGACGAAGGGUGUUGCUAUAUCAACGGGUCCCCGCAAAACACACUAGUUGAAGGCGUUGUGGAACGCGCGGAGAAAAACGGAGUGUUCGUGGCCGGUGACGACUUCAAAUCCGGACAGACCAAGCUCAAGUCCGUGCUGGUCGACUUCCUGGUGUCCGCCGGUCUAAAACCGGUAUCAAUAGUAAGCUACAACCACCUCGGCAAUAACGACGGCAAGAACCUCUCAUCGGCCAAGCAGUUUCGCUCUAAAGAGAUCUCCAAGUCCAAUGUGGUCGAUGACAUGGUGGAGAGCAACAGUAUGAUGUACAAGCCGGGGGAGAAGCCCGAUCAUGUGGUGGUCAUCAAAUAUGUACCAUAUGUCGGCGAUUCAAAACGCGCGAUGGACGAGUACACAUCCGAGAUACUCCUACACGGCACCAACACCAUCGUGGUGCACAACACGUGCGAGGACUCGCUGCUGGCGGUACCACUUAUCCUGGACUUGGCGCUGUUGGCCGAGCUGUUCUCCAGGCUGUCUCUGCGCAGGCAGGGGACUGAAGGUGAGCCACACAUGACCAGUACACCUCCGAGAUCCUUCUCUACGGCACCAACACUAUCGUGGUGCACAACACGUGCGAGGACUCGCUGCUGGCGGUACCACUUAUCCUGGACUUGGCGCUGUUGGCCGAGCUGUUCUCCAGGCUGUCUCUGCGCAGGCAGGGGACUGAAGUACACCUCCGAGAUCCUUCUCUACGGCACCAACACCAUCGUGGUUCACAACACGUGCAAGGACUCGCUGCUGGCGGUACCACUUAUCCUGGACUUGGCGCUGUUGGCCGAGCUGUUCUCGAGGCUGUCUCUGCGCAGGCAGGGGACUGAAGAAUGGAGCGGUCUCCACUGCGUGCUGUCGUCCCUCUCGUACCUGCUGAAAGCGCCGGUGGUGCCGGCGGGAGCGCCGGUGAUGAACGCGCUGUUCAAGCAGCGCGCCGCGCUAGAGAACAUCCUGCGCGCCGCGCUCGGCCUGCCGCCGCUGCACCAGCUGCAGCUCGAGCACAAGGUCCCAUUCCUGAUGUCGGAUCUCCGUAGCGGCCGCAUGUUCGCGGGCGGAGCGCCGCCUUCGAAAAAGCAGAAAGUCGCCCACACAAACGGCGAUAAGUAAAUACAAAAAACAAAUCUUAUUACCCUAGUUAGCAAAUAGGCUUAAACAAUAUUUCUAUCGCCCGUAAAGUUAUGGACGACGAAUAUUAAGUUAUUUAUUUAAGGCUUUUUCUACAGCGUACCCGUUUAUAUUCAACUUUAGAGGGAGCUAUACAUUAGGCCAUUUUUUUGUCGUCCAUUUCGUAGGGUUUAAAUAAGUGAAAGCGUGACGGAUGCACGACGUUCCAUGUCGAAAGAAAGAAAGAAAUAUUGUUUGAGUUUAAAACUGCUUAGAGUUGGACCAAGAAAAGUCUGCAGCGAUUUUGACAGCACACGCAGUGCCAGUGUUAUUUAUACGUCAUAAUUUCAUAGAAGUUUGACGUUUAAAAUAACACCUGCACUGCGUGUACUGUCAGAAUCUCUGCAGCCUUUCCUUGGUUUAACUCUAGUUCAUCAGAGCAAAGAGAAUUGAUUGUAAUAAUAGAGAGUUAAAGUCUAAGAAAAAAAACGUGCCCCUUAUUUUGACAUCCAAAACAGAUGGCGCUGUACUGCGCCAUAUACGAUCGCAAAAUGUAUGGAGCUGCACAGCGCCAUCUCGUUUACCUGUCGAAUACGAAGCACGAAAUUGUCUUAGAUUUUACGCAUCUUCAUCAAUCAAUGUACAUUUGAUCAGAGUAAUUGUAAUUUGUAGAGCACAAAUAUAGCUUUGUGUCAGUUCACCUAAUUGUCUUAACAUAUCGCUGGCUCAAUAUUACAAAGUUCUAUGUUACAUUUUCAAGAUAGUUUAAAUUCGACUUAAUUUCACUGUCGGCGCGAUUCGGGAAAUGAAUUAGAAAUUCACUAGAUAUGAAAUAGUAAAGAUAUGUGACGUUCCACGGCAAAAGGUACCUUAAGGCGGCUGGCGCUUACGCUAUUAUAAACACCGCUCCAAUAUUCAGCCGGGGCAAUGGUACCUUUUGCCGUGGAACGUCACAUAUCUUUACUAUUUCAUAUCUAGUGAGUCUCUAAUUCAUUUCCCAAAUCGCGCCGUAUGACGAUGUUCAAAUUUCAGUUCAAUAACAGUGAAACAUAGAACCCUGUAAUAUUGUGCCAGCGAGAUCUAGAUUCAAACUGCCAGAUUUUUAAGAAUAUUAUAUCAAUUUAUAUCUAUUUUCAUUACAUUCUUGCAGGAAAUAGUCAUAGGGGUAAAUGUAAUGUGGUUUUACUAAUUUAUAUCAUAAAUUCUGCUUUUUCUUAGUGAAAUAUAUAGUUUUGUGGAAAAUCUACAACCUCUAAGUUAAUCUCGUGGAGUCCUAGAACUGUCCUAAGUCCUAGAAGUUAUUUUAAAUGUUGGUACUUAACCCCACAGCUUAUUAGCGGCGAAUUAAAUUAUAUAAUGUUUAGAAUUGUUCUUGUUGUACUUUAUCUAUUUAUUUAUUUGAUGGUUGUGGUAAUUCCUCGAAAUUAUACACUUGUUGACAAGCGUGUAUUUUUUAUCAAUGUAAUUUGAAGUUAUUAUCAGACAUCGUAAAUUUUAUAGCAUUUUUGGCGCAGCGGAGUGGUGUUAACUGAAUUGGUAUAGAUAAUUCCAAUGGAAAUGGCAAAUUAAGGUUAAUAUUAACGUAAUUAACGCUAAUUAAUAAUUAGGGUUGAAGUUGUUUAUGCCAAUUCCGUUAACACCUCUCAUCUGCACCGAAAAUGCUAUAAAAUUUACGAUGUCUGGUUAUUAUAGUUAAUUCUCGCAACUGUAAAAUUUAUUUAUUUGUUUUUUACGUUUUGUUUCUGAAUUUAUUUACACCUUUCAUUAACAUCAACGACCAAAUCUCGUCAAUGUCUUCUGAAGAGUCUGUGUUGUGUCUUGAGAGAAUAUAGGUAAUGGUACUUUUGAUGAAUUUACCUAAAUCGAGUGUCAAUAUUACAGAUAGGUAUUUACGAUUUUGACGACUAUAGUAAGUAAUCAAAUUGAACAUUGUUAAUUAACUACAAAAACAUACAUUUUUCGUAUUUUUGUCUUUAGCUCUUAGAGCAUUUAAUAACUGGAGUCGCCUUUAAGAGCUUACGCCUCUGCCGAAAAACUUGCACAAUUGUGCAAACUUUUGUAUGGUCUGACAUGGCUAUUUGUACGUUACAUACAAAUCAUGUCGAAAUAGCAAUACAUUUGACGUCCCGUCCCCCGCAAAAAUCGGCAGACUGUUUCGUACAGAAAAUGACAGCCAUGACGUCUCCAGUUACUAAAUGCUCCAAGCUUUAGCUGUAUGACCGAGCCGGUUAUGUAUGUACAUGAACAUUCACUUUCACAAGUUCAUCUUAGUAUCAUUCCAUUAAAAUUAUACUUUUUGCGUUUUCAAAGAUUGUAUAAGUGAGGCUUCUAUUGCAUUAGUUUUAUGAUUAUUGUGAAACGAAAUCUCUCUAUUGGUUAUUAUAAUUGUAUGUAUUAUUUUAGUACUUAAAAAUAGAAAAGACCAGUGUCUUUCGCAUUUAUAGUCAAAGUAUUUCUUUUUCAACAUUUUUAGUUAUUAGUAGAAAGUCCAAUGAUUAAUCUCAGUAUUUGGUAAGACUUACAGUAUUAUCAUAAAUUAUCAUAUUGCAAUAUUUUUUUCGUUUUUAUAAUAGCUGAGUGAUAUUAAGAACUAAUUAGUUGUUUGUAAAGGCUUCUAAAGACCUUGCAAUAAAUGGAAUCAGAAUCAAGUAUUUUAUUCGUGAUGAACUUAGAACUAAAAUUACAUACAAAAGUAUAACUAAACACUACAAGUAUACAUACAAUUGGUAAGAGUAAAAGUUUACCACGAAAUGGUCUCGCCUCAGCAUAAUACUGACCCAAAAGUCAGCGCUGAUCUUCCGGCGAGACUAUUUGUGGGUCACGAUCGCAGCCGCAAUGGCAUGCGAUUUUAGUUGAUUGAUAGCAAAUUUAGGCCUUAAAAGAAAUCUAGCAGACUUACGUGCUAGAAGUUUAUCCUAACGAAACUUUAUAAAAACUCAGGCUAAAUGAGAAAUAGUAUUUUAGUUAUCUACAUAUGUGAUGUCCAUGGCUGUUAAGUUAAUCAUGCGUAGUUUAACCGUGUUAAUACAUAUUUACACUAAUUUAGUAGCGCGUUUUUAACCUUUUAACCGCCACAGAAUUUUUCAUCGAGCGUGCUCGUACCGCCGGCGGUACGAAGUUACAUGAAAUUUCGUCUUAUUUAUCAGACCGCGGCGAAAUGAGCCCGAUUUUGUAUUUGUUAUAUAUCAGUCUACGGCCUACGGCGGUUAAAAGGUUAAAAACGCUGAAGAAUAUAAGUACCUUCUUAUAUUGCUUCUUCUACUACUGGUACUACGUUCGACGAGGGUCGAGGGCCGUUCGCGCGCACCCGAGCUCCAUACAUCGCUGUCAACGCAUUGUUAGUAGCUCGGUACACGCCAAAGGCCGUCGGACCACUGUUACUUUUUACACUGUGGUAUUACAAUCAAGGCUCGGAACCGGUUUUUUCUUCAUACAAAAAAUACCGUUAUUAUUACGUUCUUUUUCGUUUUUUGUUUUAUUAUUUCGUUUUAAUGGAAUAAUCUAAUAAUGCAAAGUUGUUACCUAAAUACAUGAUUCAGUCCUUCGUAAAGAGCAUAAAAUAAUAAAAAAAAUUAUAUCGGGUCUUUGAAAAAAACCGGUUCCGAGCCUUGUUACAAUUUAUUUUUGUAAGUGAGAUAUAUUAAGCGUACGGACCACUAAACCUUUAGUAUUCUUUUGUAAUGUUUUGAACACGUCACUGUAUCGUUAUCGUCACGUUAAUGUAUUUUUUUAGAUUAAAUAUGUUGUUUGUCAGAUUCGUGCACUGAAAUUCAUGUAACUCAUUUCUAAAUAUUAUACGUUUCACUUGCGUAUGAAAGUUUAUACGUGUAUCAUCUUGUUGGAAAAUAUCUCAACGUCAAAAUUAACUUUCACCGUUAAGGAUGACUCUAACCUAUAACGGUCUAGGUGCGGGACGUGGCUUCCGAUAAUUUGUUUUCUAUGACUAGUGGCUGGUGAUCACUUGACGGUUUUUUAUAAAACUGAAGUGUCGGACGCCUCGGCCCGGACCCGGUCCGUUUUAACGCGAGUCAUCCUUUAUAGUCACAAGAGAAUUAAAGCCAAGACUAGGCUUGAAAAUGUGUUUAUAGAAGGUUCUAGAGCUUACCCUUUAUUGUGUAGAUGUAUCGACCUGUCCUGCGAUGUCUACGUGUUAUUAUCAUAUAUAAUAAAUUUAUUUUGUGAUUGGAAA
This is a messenger RNA of Cydia splendana, 6601 nucleotides long. RefSeq lists its product as uncharacterized. Gene Ontology annotation, biological process: inositol biosynthetic process; phospholipid biosynthetic process. The transcript is spliced from 15 exons. The coding region runs from base 208 to 2415 and encodes 735 amino acids. Gene Ontology annotation, cellular component: cytoplasm. The record is from RefSeq and is a predicted model, not a curated record. Lineage: Eukaryota; Metazoa; Arthropoda; Insecta; Lepidoptera; Tortricidae. Gene Ontology annotation, molecular function: inositol-3-phosphate synthase activity.